Aureococcus anophagefferens is the source of this 606-nucleotide messenger RNA. RefSeq lists its product as hypothetical. Lineage: Eukaryota; Pelagophyceae; Pelagomonadales; Pelagomonadaceae. The coding region runs from base 1 to 606 and encodes 201 amino acids. Gene Ontology annotation, cellular component: nucleolus; small-subunit processome. The transcript has a single exon. The record is from RefSeq and is a predicted model, not a curated record.
AUGGCCAAGGGCAAGAAGUUCCGCGCCGCCAAGGUGAAGAACGUGAAGAAGGUGCUCGCGGCCAAGGACCCGCGGCUCAAGAGCACGCAGGACAAGCUCGCGAAGAAGGAGGCGAAGCGCCAGGCGGCGGCGCAGGCGCGCAACGUCGAGCAGGUGCCGACGUCCAUGUUCUUCGCCCACAACGACGCCCUGGGCCCGCCGUUCCACGUGCUCAUCGACACGAACUUCAUCAACUUCUCCAUCAAGAACAAGAUCGACGUCGUCAAGGGCAUGACCGACUGCCUCCUCGCCAAGUGCAUCCCCGUCGUUCUCGACAGCGUCAUGGCCGAGCUGGAGAAGCUGGGCUCGAAGUACCGCGUCGCGCUGCGCCUCGCCAAGGACCCCCGGUUCAUGCGCAUGGCGUCCUACCUGAAGAAGGGCACGUACGCGGACGACGACAUCGUCGAGCACGCGCGCGUCCACCGGUGCUUCAUCGUCGCGACCUGCGACAAGGACCUGAAGCGGCGGCUGCGGAAGAUCCCCGGCGUGCCCAUCAUGUACAUCCAGGCGCGCAAGUACACCAUCGAGCGCAUGCCCGAGGCCUACGGCCUCAUGCCGAAGACGUAG